UCUUCCGCUCCAGCUCGCGGCAGUAAACAUGGCGGGUGGCUAACGUUGUCUUUUUGUAGCCAUUCAGUCGGGAUUGCGUUCGUAUUCUUUUUCAGGACUCAAGCAGUACGCUUUAGUUUACAGUCGGCACCUAGUGCUGUGUGAGGAGGGCACCGCUCUCUGCAUUUCUUAAGUAAAUAAGAGGGUAAAAGAGACUCACUGCCAACAUGGGGCGCCGCUCAACCUCCUCCACCAAGAGUGGGAAAUUUAUGAAUCCCACCGACCAGGCUCGAAAGGAAGCCAGGAAGAGGGAGCUAAAGAAGAACAAGAAGCAGAGAAUGAUGGUGAGGGCAGCAGUGCUGAAGAUGAAGGACCCCAGACAGAUCAUCAGGGACAUGGAAAAGCUAGAUGAAAUGGAAUUUAACCCAGUUCAGCAGCCCCUUCUAAAUGAGAAGGUGUUGAGGGACAAGAGGAAGAAGCUACGUGAGACAUUUGAACGCAUUGUCCGUCUGUACGAGAGGGAGAAUCCGGACACUUACAAGGAGCUGCGCAAAUUGGAAUUAGACUAUGAGACCAAACGUGGCCAGCUGGCUCUCUAUUUUGACUCAGUCAAGAAUGCAGAGUCCGUGGAGGUUGACAGUAUCCCUUUACCAGAUAUGCCUCAUGCCCCCUCAAAUAUCCACAUUCAGGACAUCCCAUUACCAGGGGCUCAACCUCCAUCCAUAUUAAAGAAGAUCUCCACUUUUGGUAAAGGGCCUCUCUCAUCAUCUACUGGACCAGUGUUGGCAACAGUACCUGGUGUACCACGUUUACCUCCGGGGAAGAAGCCCCCUGGCCCCCCUCCUGGGCCUCCACCUCCACAGGUCCUCGCAUUGUAUGGCAUUCCUUCUCGACGAGUUUAUGGCACAGAAGAGCCUUCCAUUCCUGGUUUAGAGAAGGAUUCUUUGAUGGAGUUGGGAAGAGAUCAGGAUAGUGGCAGCGAGAGCGACCGAGAUCGGGAUGAUCUGGACGAUGAUGACAGUGACUCUGAAGAGGACAGUGAAGAAGAGAGAAAUGAAGGGAACGAUGGAGACCACAGAAUGAGUGUGGACCGGCAGGAUGAUAAGAGAGAAAGGGAGGAGGAUAGAGACAGAAAUGAAAGACAUGCUGGACGCAGUGUACGUUUCGCAGACAUGCCUGCUGAGGUACCCCGUGAAGGAAAGAAGAAGAAAAAGAGGCUGGUAAAGAAAACCAAAGCUAUCACCCCUCUGCAGGCUAUGAUGUUAAGGAUGGCAGGACAGUCAGUACCUGAAGAGGAGGAAGAAGAAGAGGUAGAGGAGGAAUACACAGAUGACUCAGACGGCUCAGACAUUGAGGACCGGGGACCACCAGGGGACAGUCAGCCCCAUCUCAUGGUCAAUCAGCGUUUACCCCCUCCUGGUGGGCCUGUGGGACAGCAAGGGCCUCCACACUUGCAAGGUCCACCAAUGGCUGGACCUCCACCACUGGGUCCACCCCCAGCUCCUCCCAUGAGGCCUCCUGGUCCACCCUCUGGCCCACCUCCUGGCCCACCACCAGGUGCGCCUCCAUUCUUGAGACCUCCUGGUAUGCCUGGAGGCAUUCGGGGUCCAAUGCCUCGUCUUCUGCCACCUGGACCUCCACCCGGUCGACCUCCUGGUCCGCCACCAGGCCCCCCUCCUGGCCUGCCUCCAGGCCCCCCUCCACGUGGACCCCCACCCAGACUACCACCCCCAGCUCCACCAGGUAUCCCACCUCCACCACCAAGAGCAGGAGGGCCCCCGCGUCCAUUAGCACCACCACCCUCCCUCUUCCCUCCACCUCUCACCACCAAUGUGCUCAGUGCUCCUCCCAGUAUUGUCCAGCGGCAAAAGGGCUCAGGACCCAACCAGGACGGUUCACAGAGCUUACCACCCCCUGCCAUGUCCAUGCGACCGGGUGUCAUGCAGAUGCCACCUCCCCCAGGAACAGCUGCUGCCUCGAUGGGAAACAAUCCUGGCAACAACCCCCCAGGCCACCACCACGCUGCCACAAUCGAAAAACGAGCCAACAUCACCUCAGUUGCAGCUGCAGGAGGUGGCAUGGCAGCGGGUGCUGGCUCUGGUGGGGCCACCAUCUCUGCCAAACCUCAGAUCAUCAAUCCAAAGACGGAGGUUACUCGCUUUGUGCCCACAGCACUACGCGUGCGUAGGGACAAGAGUGGGGCAAUGCACGGGGCAGCACCAGGGCCUCUGGAGAAAGCAGGUGGAAGUAUUGGAGGAAGAAGAGUAGAUGAGGGUAUUGGAGGUGGCCACGGGCAGAAACACCAGGCAAUGGCUGCUCCAAUGUCCAACCCAGCCCAGAUUGGUGCUAUGCCGCAGCCAAGCAUGAAGACUAAGGACCAGGUGUAUGAAGCCUUUAUGAGGGAGAUGGAGGGACUCCUCUGAGACUUGUGACGGCUUGAAGGGAAAUGUCCAGUGAGGCUCUGUGUUUUCUAUCCUCAAGGCAUUUGGCUCGAGCAGUAUGCCAGUGUUUCUUAAUCCUGGCCCUCUGGACCCACUGCUCUGUUCAGUUUAGAUGUUUCCCUGCUCCAACAUACCUGAGUCAAAUGGUCUGCUCAUGCAGGGCAGUGGGUCCCGAGGACCAGGAUUGAGAAACACUGUCUUUACCAAACCAAGCAAGGCUGUUCUAUUCUCAUCACUGGUCCACAUCAAGCGUAACCUCAUUUGAUUUGGAUUAUUUUUCUGUUGCAUCAAGAAACAAUGUGAACUUGGUUAACAUAAUCUGAUUAUGUAUGCCAUUGGGAGCAUUUAGGCUUGUUGCUAUUCCAUUAGGUUACCCAUUAAAAAAAAAUUAAAUACUGCACUACCAAGUGUUAUGACAUGUUUUUUUCCUCUGCCAACUGAUUGGCAUGACUAGAAAAUAGAUUUUUGUAUGACGUUUGCUGUCAACUCUAUAUUUUAUCAGUGAUCUCAGUUGUUGAACAGUGUGAAAUGUUUGUCAACAACUGACAGAAUACAUGUUUGAAACUGUUUGAAAUGCAGCUAAAUAAAUACUUCAGAAACCGUUUUUACUUCA
Solea senegalensis (Senegalese sole) is the source of this 3033-nucleotide messenger RNA. RefSeq names its product WW domain-binding protein 11 (gene wbp11). The transcript is spliced from 12 exons. Gene Ontology annotation, biological process: mRNA cis splicing, via spliceosome. Gene Ontology annotation, cellular component: spliceosomal complex. NCBI's taxonomy places the organism in Eukaryota, Metazoa, Chordata, Actinopteri, Pleuronectiformes, Soleidae. The record is from RefSeq and is a predicted model, not a curated record. Bases 207 to 2402 code for a protein of 731 amino acids.